AUGAUGGAUGAUGCAGCCACAAUUACGGAGGAGGUGCAGGAUGACGGCGCCCCGAAACCCAAGCGCGCGGCGCGAAAGCAAGGCACUGCCUCAGCGGCCGCCGCUGCGCGCGCUACUGCAAGCCAAGAGACUGCCGCCACUGCAAGCGAGGAGGCUGUCGCCGUCGCCGAGCAAGCCUUGCAGUUCCUUCGCCCACGCGGUACUCAUGGCAUCAUGUCGCAUGGCGUGACGGCAGACACAGCGUGCUCUGAGAAGCUUGCGGCCGUGGACGCCGCGCAGCGCGACGUGACGCCCGAUGACCUGCAGAACGCGGUGAAGCACGCCUGCGCAUUUGGUGUUCCCAAUGAAGGCCUGCUGGUCGCCUUCAACAUUGACCACUGUCCUGACACCACACACCGAGCUGCUCGGGGAGCCAAGUUUUUCUUUGAUGACGACGCCCGGAAACUUUUCAUCUCCAAAUCAAGUGACUCUGCACACGACGCGGGGACCCGAGCUGCCGCCAAGCAGGUCGAGCAGUACGCCGGAGCCUACAAUGCACUCCUGGACCUGGAUCGCUUGCUGAUGAAGCAGGACACCAACUUACGCCGCUUGAAUGGCGACGCUCCAGACGUCGCGCUCGCUGUCCGGACGAACGGGUCGGAUCUGCUGCCUUUUGUGAUUAUCGAGGUCGAGGUUGGCAACCGCGACGUUCUCAGAAGUCGCCAGCAAGGUGCCAAACUUUUCCAGCGCUACAAGACGUUGCGUGGUCUGCUCAUCAUUUCGUUUCCAGAGGAUUAUAGUCUGGACCCGGCCAAGUUGAAAAACGUGCAAGCGACAGCGGUCUACUACUCACGCGCCGCCGAUGGCCCCGCUAGCGAAGUACAGCCUAGCGCCGCCCAUGACCUCGGAACCGUGCCUGCCAGCUGGGUUAAGUGGACGAGCGCCAUGGAAGGCGAUUGUCUCCCCCCUGUGCCGCCCGGGAGCGUGGAGACGCUUCUGGGCACGUCAAGCGUGGAGCGAGGACUGACUCAGUUGCGACAUGACAGGCGCGUCAAAGUGGAGGUACCCGGUGCAGUCAUCGACCUGCGCGCUGAAGAGCUGGCAAGCGUUCUCAGCGGUGUGACGAAUGACAUCCACACCAAGGCGCGCCAGGACUUGGUGAUCGACGUGACCACCAUUGUUGAAAGCGUGUACCCCGAGCUGAUGCAGAACAUCUACGAACUGGGACAAGUUUGGACGCACAUCCAGACGAUGCAAUCGGCGGUGGACGGGGUGCCGGAUGGACGACGCACCGUUACCACCGUCACACAACGCAGGAUGGAGACUUGCAGCUUCAAGGCAGCAUUUGCCUUUGAACAGGCGUACGGGGAGUUCUGCGGUUGGGCACGCAGUGUGGGCCGAGACGUUCGAUCCUUGGCACCACGUGGUCCCAAGGACAAGAUGCAGGACGAUCGCACACCUGACGAGCGCCAAGAAGCUGUUGACGCUUUCUGCGCGGUUGCCAACGACCGAUAG
This is a messenger RNA of Monosiga brevicollis MX1, 1494 nucleotides long. RefSeq lists its product as uncharacterized. The coding region runs from base 1 to 1494 and encodes 497 amino acids. The transcript has 4 exons. Lineage: Eukaryota; Choanoflagellata; Craspedida; Salpingoecidae. The record is from RefSeq and is a predicted model, not a curated record.